AUGGUGCAGACCAAAUCAAUGACCGCGGCGGAGAAGGUCGUUGCCCAAGAGAAGGCCGCCCAAAGCAAGACCUCCGGGUCACUGGUGGAUGGCGCCCUCGAAGACCUCACCGACACAGAGGUGUUACGCCGCAAGGUCGAUCAGAUGGAGGUGACGAUGGGCGACCUGGACGCGCAAACCGCGAGCCUGCGUACUGGUCAGGACGCGCUGUCACUAGAGUUCCAGGCUAUUCGCGAGAUCCUAGAGCAACUGGUCCACGACAAGGUGAAGCCGGCCACCCUGGCAUCGGAGGAAUCCUCGGCAGCUCGAUAA
Messenger RNA from Linum trigynum, 312 nucleotides. The record is from the annotation of a GenBank genome assembly. NCBI's taxonomy places the organism in Eukaryota, Viridiplantae, Streptophyta, Magnoliopsida, Malpighiales, Linaceae.